Molecule: messenger RNA, 2196 nt
Organism: Aegilops tauschii subsp. strangulata
Lineage: Eukaryota; Viridiplantae; Streptophyta; Magnoliopsida; Poales; Poaceae
Product: beta-glucosidase 6
Biological process (GO): carbohydrate metabolic process
Molecular function (GO): beta-glucosidase activity
Source: RefSeq, a predicted model, not a curated record
ACCCCUGUUCCCGUCCCGGCCGCGGCACCCCGUCCCUAACCAGUAACCACCAUCGCUUCAGCCUCCACACUUCAUUGACUUAAAGCAAUCGCCCAGUCCAGUACACCGAUGGCUGACCGCUGACGCCAGAUCGAUCGGGAGCCCCAGCUCGCCGGUGAGUCCAUUCUGGAUCGGCUCAUCGGUGGAGCCGUGCAUGCCUCAGUUUCCUUCGCCACCAUUAUAAAUACCGCCCCACCCACACGCCGGCGAACACAUCGGCGCACACACACAGUCACGCACUAGGCAUUUCUUUCUUUCCCCGUCCGUCCGUGCGUGCUCUCCGGAGCCCACGCACCACGACGUAGUACGCCUCCCCUCCCGCUUUCUCUUUCUCUUUCUCGCUCGCGGGAUGGGGAUAAAGUGGCCGGGCCAAUGCGGCGCGGCGGCGUCGCUGGCCCUGCUUCUCGUCCUCCUCGUCGCCGCGCCGCCGCGGGGAUGCGUUGCGGCUGCGGGGAGCGGCGGGGGAGGGCUCACGAGGGGCAGCUUCCCCAAGGGGUUCGUCUUCGGCACCGCCUCGGCCGCGUACCAGUACGAGGGGGCGGUGAAGGUGGACGGGAGAGGGCAGACCAUCUGGGACACCUUCGCGCACACCUUUGGAAAGAUCACUGACUUCAGCAAUGCGGACGUCGCGGUGGAUCAGUACCACCGUUUCGAGGAGGACAUACAGCUGAUGGCGGACAUGGGGAUGGACGCGUACCGCUUCUCCAUCGCCUGGGCCAGGAUCCUCCCAAAUGGCGUUGGUCAGGUCAACCAGGCCGGCAUCGACCACUACAACAAACUCAUCAACGCACUGCUCGCUAAAGGGAUUCAGCCAUAUGUGACCCUGUACCACUGGGACCUCCCCCAGGCCCUGGAGGACAAGUACAACGGGUGGCUCGACAGGCAGAUUGUGGAUGACUUCGCGGAGUACGCCGAGACAUGCUUCGCGGCGUUCGGCGACAGGGUGAAGCACUGGAUCACGGUGAACGAGCCGCACACGGUGGCCAUCCAGGGCUACGACGCCGGGCUGCAGGCGCCGGGGCGCUGCUCCGUGCUGCUCCACCUCUACUGCAAGUCCGGCAACUCCGGCACCGAGCCCUACAUCGUCGCCCACAACUUCAUCCUCGCCCACGCCGCCGUCUCCCACGCGUACAGGACCAAGUACAAGGCGGCGCAGAACGGGGAGCUCGGCAUGGCGUUCGACGUGAUGUGGUACGAGCCCAUGUCGUCCGCCGCGAUCGACGUCGAGGCGACCAAGCGGGCGCAGGAGUUCCAGCUGGGGUGGUUCGCGGACCCCUUCUUCUUCGGCGACUACCCGGCCACCAUGCGGAAGCGGGUCGGGGAGAGGCUGCCGAGGUUCACGGCGGAGGAGGCCGCGCUCGUCAAGGGGGCGCUCGACUUCGUGGGCAUCAACCACUACACCACCUACUACACCAGGCACAACGACACCGACAUCAUCGUCCGGCUGCUCAACGACACCCUCGCAGACACCGGCACCAUCAGCCUGCCAUUCAAGAACGGCAGAGCGAUUGGGGAUAGGGCGAACUCGAUAUGGCUGUACAUUGUGCCCAGAGGGAUGAGGAGCCUGAUGAACCAUGUCAAGAACAGGUACAACAGCCCGCCAAUCUACAUCACCGAAAACGGGAUGGAUGACAGCAGCAGCCCCUUCAUUGCCCUCAAGGACGCCCUCAAGGACACCAAGCGGAUCAAGUACCACAACGACUACCUCACCAAUCUGGCCGCCUCCAUAAAGGAGGACGGGUGCGACGUGCGCGGCUACUUCGCGUGGUCGCUGCUGGACAACUGGGAGUGGGCGGCCGGGUACACGUCCAGGUUCGGGCUCUACUUCGUGGACUACAACGAUAAGCUCAAGAGGUACCCCAAGAGCUCGGUGCAGUGGUUCAAGAGCCUCCUCAGCUCCAGUUGAGAUCGAGCUACGAGCACUUUGCUAGGUCAUUGGUUUGUGCUCGUGUGCAUGGUGUGGUUGCAUGUAUUGUCAUCGUGUCUGUCUGUUGCUGCCAGUAUGUUAGGAUGAUACACACGUCUGGGGUUUCAGAGUUAGAAGGUGUUGUCUUCAUGGAUUGUAUAGCUUCUACUUGUGGUCCUUGGGCGUUUUCUUCGCAAUAUACACACACACACACAAGGGCAGACAUAUACCAAUUGAAAUAUUUGUGUAUA